GCUCCGGACAUAGUGCUGUAAAAAUGCUGCUCUCUGUGCCGCCAAGGACAGGAUUCAACCCAUACAACGGCUAUACCAGCAGACUUAGUAAAAAGCCGACGUAUGUGUCCUCCAGCCACCAGAUGGCUCCACCCAGCCCCAACCACACCACCAGCAGCAGCAGUAGCGGCAGCCUCAGUGGAGAGCAGCUGAGCAAAACUAACCUCUACAUCCGCGGCCUCCACCCGGGAACCACAGAUCAGGACCUGGCCAAACUGUGUCAGCCGUGA
Messenger RNA from Salvelinus namaycush (lake trout), 269 nucleotides. Its product is annotated as RNA-binding motif, single-stranded-interacting protein 2-like. The coding region runs from base 24 to 269 and encodes 81 amino acids. The transcript is spliced from 2 exons. Gene Ontology annotation, molecular function: nucleic acid binding. Lineage: Eukaryota; Metazoa; Chordata; Actinopteri; Salmoniformes; Salmonidae. The record is from RefSeq and is a predicted model, not a curated record.